CUGGACUGGUAGUUAGUAGAUGUGUGUGUAGUAAACAACACCUGGCACACAAGAGACUAGCAGUUGAAGUGGAGGCGUAGAAAGGCUUCACUUUUCUCUGGGUGAAGUUUGUACUUUACUUUGAGGCGGUGAUAUUUGGAAAGAUGAGGCAAGUCAGACAGAACUUCCAUGAAGACUGCGAGGCUGCCAUUAACAAGCAGAUCAACCUCAAGCUACACGCUAGUUAUGUUUUUCUGUCAAUGAGUUACCACUUUGAGCGAGAUGACGUAGCUCUCCCUGGUUUUGCAAAGUUCUUCAAAGAGGCUGGUGACCGUGAACGAGACCAUGCACACCAACUCAUGAAUUAUCAAAAUAAACGCGGUGGAGGUAUUGUAUUACAGCCCAUUGCAGCGCCACCACAGCAGGAAUGGGGAUGUGCGGUUGAAGUUGUUCAGAUGGCACUUGAUCUGAAGAAACGAAUCAAUCAAAGUUUCCUGGAGCUCCAUGUGCUGUCGUCUACCAAGGAUGAUCCAUUCACCUGCCAUUUUAUUGACGAUCACUUUUUGAUUGAACAUGUGGAAACCAUAAAGAAAAUGGGUGACAUGGUGACCAAGUUGAGGCGUGUUGGAGCAGCUGGUUUGGGAGUGCAUUUGUUCGACCAAGAGCUCCAGUAGUUUCUUGUGGGUACAAUAGCUGGAUAUGUUUUUUUUAUGAUUUAUAAGAUUUAUUCUGUGAUUUAUUCUUAAACAGUAAAUUGGGUAAGUACUCUUAAAUGUUUUGUGAAUAAUUAUUGCAUAAUAAUAAUGAUAUUUGUGAUGCAGACUCUUGUUCAAGGUAAAAGUAAUGAAUAUUUCAAAGCAAACAUUUUCUUUCUUUAUAUAUUUUUGUAUACAUAUUGUUUUUGAACUAGUUAAACACCUUCAUUUAAUUUUUUUUUUGCAUUAUAGGUUAUGUUGGUUUAAACUCAUUUACUUCAGAUCAAAGCAAUACAAAAUGACAGGGAUUUUACAAACUGAAGUUAUGCUUAAGGAGACUAUUUACAUGUAUAAAAACAACUGUUGCUUCAUCUUGAUACAAAAUGAAUGUUUAAGUCAGAGGAUGAUGUUACUGCUCUGUGUAAAUGUAUAUAUAUAUGUAUGUAUAUAUUAUAAACACAUUUUAUUACAUAAGAUUUCAAGGGUUAUAUGAUUGAUAAAAGAAAAUAUGUACAUACAUACAAAGAGGAGACUUUAUAUGGUUCACUUAAUAUUAAUAAUCAGCCUUGUAUCUCCUUGCUUAUACUGCAUAUUGUCAGACAUAAGACUAUUCAUUUUGAAAUGUUAUUAGGAAAUUAAAUAGGACAUUGGAUUUUUACUGUUAAGAGACUUGUAUCAACCUAGUCAAAAGAGAAAAUUGUUUGAAUUAUUCAUAUUCAAUACAGUGUACAUUCCAUCAG
Messenger RNA from Penaeus vannamei (Pacific white shrimp), 1414 nucleotides. Its product is annotated as ferritin, heavy subunit. Lineage: Eukaryota; Metazoa; Arthropoda; Malacostraca; Decapoda; Penaeidae. Gene Ontology annotation, molecular function: ferrous iron binding; ferric iron binding. Gene Ontology annotation, biological process: intracellular iron ion homeostasis; iron ion transport. The record is from RefSeq and is a predicted model, not a curated record. Gene Ontology annotation, cellular component: cytoplasm.